CGGCCACUAUAAAUAUGCGGUCUUAUGCUCCUCAACGACAGGCAACUGCUCUGACUACCAAAAUCUGAGUAGGACUAGCACCGUUGCGAGCUCCUCUUCACGAUACCGAAUCUUUUAUAAGCAAGUGGUCCAAUAUCCAGGUCUAACGUAUCCAUACAAUGCCUCCGGAUGCAAAAUCGCCUGGCUACCAGCCUGGUAUGGCAGUAUUACCAUCUAGGCCACAUCCUGCCAAGGGAAAAGCCAUUCGAUUCCUCCUUUCCCUUGCAUUGGUCGCGUUUGCUAUUGUUCAAUUAUGUGGUAAUUUCCACAAAAAUAGGAGCGUUGAACAACAGCUUCAGAGUCAAACACUUGAUGAUGAGUCCUUUAAAUGGGAAGAUGUUACUCCUACCAAGCAACUCGUAUACCAUCCAUGCUUUGGUGAUCACGAAUGCGCUCGCUUGUCGCUUCCAAUGGAUUGGAACCGAACUGAUGGUGAAGGGUCAAAAAUUGCCUUGGCGGUUAUCAAACUUCCUGCCAAGGUACCUGUCACAGAUGCGCGAUAUGGUGGUGCCAUUCUUCUGAAUCCAGGUGGUCCUGGUGGAUCCGGAGUGAGCAUGGUCUUUAGAUACGGGAAAGCUAUCCAGACCAUCGUCGACUCCCCAGAAUCACCAAGUGCAGAUUCAGCGAGCGGAAAGUAUUUCGAUGUUGUUAGCUUUGAUCCAAGAGGGGUCAACAACACAACACCUAAUUUUUCCUGCUUCCCUGACCCCGCGACGAGGAAAGCGUGGUUACUGCAGUCAGAGGCAGAGGGUCUACUUGGGAGUUCUGAAGGAGUCUUCGAUACUCGAUGGGCAAGGUACGAAGCUUUUGGUAUGAGCUGCAAUCAACAAGGAGUCACAGCGUCAAAGGAUGGAGAAUGGAUAGGAAAAUUCAUGAAUACGGCCCCCGUGGUGGCGGAUAUGGUUGAACUCGUAGAGCGCCAUGGAGAGUGGCGUGAACGGGAAACAGAGCGGCUACUUUCGACAGCUCCGAACACUUUCCCAGUUGGAACAAACGUUGACGCCGAGAGGAUAAGGCUGCACAACCGUUGGAAAAAAGGGGAGGAGAAGCUGCUAUACUGGGGCUUUUCCUAUGGGACAAUCCUGGGUUCCACGUUUGCGGCUAUGCAGCCUCAUCGCAUAAACCGUGCUGUCAUAGACGGAGUCUGCAACGCUGAUGAUUAUUACGCCGGCAACUGGCUUACCAAUUUACAAGAUUCGGAUGCAGCAUUCAAUAAAUUUUUCGAGUACUGCUACACAGCUGGCCCAUCAGCGUGUCCGUUUGCGCUCGGCGGAGAUCCCGAAGAUCUCAAGUCUCGUUAUGAGCAGAUUUUGACCAAUCUUACAUCGAGCCCUAUUGCUGUGUCUCCUUCUGGAAAUAGGGGCCCAGAGAUAAUAACCUAUAGUGAUGUGAAGUCAUUGGUCGUGCAAGCUCUCUAUGUGCCUUUGAAAUUAUUCGAUUUGGUGGCUCGGCUAUUAGCUGAGCUCGAGCAAGGUAACGGCUCUUCAUUCGCUGACUUGAAGUAUGAAGCCAAACAAUGGCCAGUACCGCCUCCAUGCGAUUCCUCGUCCACACAAUACAAAGUACCUGGCGAGAGUGAUCAGGAGGCCGGGAGGAAUAUCCUAUGUACAGAUGGUCCAGGCCUCGACGGAACUGCCAAGGAGGAUUUCCGGAGCUACUGGAAUAUGCUCCGGGGACAAAGUAAGGCGGUUGGAGAUUUCUGGGCCGAGGUUCGCAUGUCGUGUGUCAAACUGGAGACGCGACCUGAGUGGCGCUAUGAUGGGCCCUUCGCAGGCAAUACAUCGCACCCAUUGCUGUUUAUCGGGAAUACUUAUGAUCCAGUAACGCCGCUACGGAAUGCUCAUACGAUGGCGCGUGGAUUUCCUGAGUCAAUCGUUCUAGAGCAGAACUCUGUCGGACAUUGCACACUGAGUGGCCCAUCCUUGUGUACAGCGAAAGCGAUACGCCAGUAUUUCCAGACCGGAGAGUUACCUGACCCCGGAACUGUUUGCCAGGUAGAGGAGCUUCCCUUUCAUCUUGCCGGAUAUGAGAGAAGUCAGGUCAUGUCGCCAGGUGACACAGAAUUGAUGUCCGCCUUGCAUUCGCUGAGCGAGUUCCGCCAUCUGCUAGGCGCGUGAAAAAGGUUAAAUAAGUGUCGCCAGCGAGCGCUGCAGUUAUUAAUCCUUUACAUCAUAGGAGCUGGCUAGAAUGUUAUCGAUGCAGUUUGCCCCUGUAUCUCGACCAAGAGCAUGAAUAACACAUUAUAUCAGCAAAUGUUAUUGAGCAAAUCAAUUAUUCACCUGCACUCAAUUCAAUUAAAGAUCUGUUGCCUAGACUACCAGAAUUAUUAAGGCGACCUUAUCGAAGCAUUUGCAGACCAACCCCUGUCCAUCGUCAGGGGCAAGACAGACAUUUCUUCUAGAACCCGGAUGAUGUAUAAUCGCGGUGGGGAAGAUCAUCCUAAACCAUUGCCCCAGACUCGCCUACCUUAGGUAAUCCAUACAAAUGCCGGGGAAAUCACUGAGGUGUUGUUCAUCACGGCGUUGAAUCGGC
This is a messenger RNA of Aspergillus welwitschiae, 2571 nucleotides long. RefSeq names its product alpha/beta hydrolase. The transcript has 6 exons. Bases 159 to 2156 code for a protein of 665 amino acids. The record is from RefSeq and is a predicted model, not a curated record. NCBI's taxonomy places the organism in Eukaryota, Fungi, Ascomycota, Eurotiomycetes, Eurotiales, Aspergillaceae.